AUGUUUGGCCGCACGGGUUUUCGAGUUUUCCGUGCCUCCAACUGGCGAUUUGGACAGUUCAGCUCGCCUAGAUGGAUGCACAUGGGGCCCAAGAGGCCACUUCCGCGCAGGUUGUCGGCAUCUGGCUGGAGUGUCUUCGAAGAUCUGAAGCUUGUGUCUUUUGGCUCACACCUAAUCUUCUUCAUGCUCCUACCCCCAUUCAUCAAGGAGUACACAACAAAAAUAGAUGUCGUGCGUGAGGACGCUCCGUCGGAAUUGGCUUUGGGGGAAUAUGGAUUACUGGCUAGUUACAUUAGACAGCGCCCGUUCGAGAAAGUGAGCUUCCUCCGGCCAGGCUUGCUUGAAACGCCUGCCAAUAAGCAAGAAACGCUAUCUGUCUUGAAUGACACGGUGCCAAGCUUUCCAUCGACUCCUGAUGAGCUGACUGAGUGCAUCGGCGUUCCUAUAUACCUGGAGAACACCAACUUGAGCGUUCCUAAGGAAAUUGACGAACUGCCGCGUCGGCUGGUCAGCAAGUUUAAAAACCCGAACGAAAACACCACAAUGCCUAAGAAAUAUCAAGAUGGCCGACGGCUGGUACGACACUACAGAAUGCAGCCGUACGCUGUGGAGGAUCAGUAUGACCCUGCUAACGUGUAUCAUCAGUUGGAACAGAAUUAUAGUCGACUGACGAGCUCGCAACAGUCCUCGCUGCAGUACGUUCUGAAUCUAUCGCGCAUUAUCGAACAGUACUUGAGUCGAACCACCAGCUUCCAAACAGAGUCAGACGAGAUUUUCAAGGUGGUUUUUUCGCAGCUUUACGAUCUAGAAUUGUAUUCUCUGGCCCAGGUUCUGAUGGAGGUCGUGCUCACCACUCCUAUGGAUGAUAAGAGCCGUGCCCUGAAAUCGGCACGAAAGGCACAUACGGAGAUCACACAGAGAUUCCUCAAGACGAAGGCUAAAGGAGAUCGGAUAACCUUGGCAAAAUCUAAGUUGAAGGGCAAAGUUGGCCAGUCGAGCUUGGAGAUAUACAACUACAAGUGGGCUCAGCUAAUCCUGAAAGAUUUGGGACUGUUUACGAAAGUUGUCGACCUCUGGACUAGACUUGAGACUGAUCCGAUGUCGCUUCUAAAUGCAGUUUUAGACAUUUGCAAAGGUAGCGGGCCGUCUGCAGAAGAAUUGCUAAACUUGCAGAAAGUGCUCGUGAAAGGUGGUCAUCAUGACAUGGCGCAAAAGAUCGCAGAAAGACUCCAAAACUGA
Molecule: messenger RNA, 1239 nt
Organism: Ogataea angusta
Lineage: Eukaryota; Fungi; Ascomycota; Pichiomycetes; Pichiales; Pichiaceae
Exons: 1
Coding region: 1-1239 (412 amino acids)
Source: RefSeq, a predicted model, not a curated record